Messenger RNA from Naegleria fowleri, 756 nucleotides. RefSeq lists its product as uncharacterized. The coding region runs from base 1 to 756 and encodes 251 amino acids. Lineage: Eukaryota; Heterolobosea; Eutetramitea; Acrasida; Naegleriidae. The transcript has a single exon. The record is from RefSeq and is a predicted model, not a curated record.
AUGGUCUUGUAUUUCAAAGUUGAUCCUAAGAACAACUUGUACUUGUUAUGGAGCAGCAGCAUUAGAAUCGGAAACCAAAAAACAGACAAACCCUCCAUUGUAACUAUGAAUAGCGGAAGUCUGCAACCUCCAACACGAGAACCUUUAAAUUUAUCUCCAAAGUUUUCUUACAACCACAAUGAGACUCAAGAUGGAGCAGGUCAGGAGGGAUCUAAGACUAAUCCCAACAAAAGUUAUGACUUUGGUGAUGUAUUAGAUAAGUUAGACCAAACCAAAAAGCCAAAGAAAUCAAAAGCCAAUAAGAUUGACACCAAUUCGUCCAUUGCUUUAACAGAACAAUCCCUCGACAACGGUGCCGGAGAAGACCUCGAAGGAGCGGUCAACGACAUCAAUGUUGAGAAAGAUGAAGAAUUUCAAAAGUUGAAACAAGACAUACAUCAAGAAUUGGACGACUUAUUGUACAAAGCAUACAGUCAUUUUCUUCAUAACAGCGAAAUUGAAGAGCAAACGCUGGAGUUUUCGUUCCUUAUGCCUCCUAUCUUGUUGAAGGCAUUUGGAGAAGCAAACCUUACUCAACUAUUUGCCAACCGAGACAUGAUUUUGAAGAGAAGUGAGACAGAGGACGGAGUAUUUAUUUUGAGCUUAAAACAAGCAUCAUCCAUGAAUAAGCUUCAACAUGAAUUCAACACAUUCAAAGAGUACCUUGUUGAAUGUUUUGAGAGUGAAGGAUACUAUGAGUCCAACCUUAAAGAAUAG